UGUUGAACCGUAAUACAUGUAGUCUACGAAGCGAUCUCUUCAACAAGUUUGGAGGACAUACAAUGAAUUAUUUGGAUGGCAGUUUGACAACGUUUGAAGUAUACAGGUUUGCAGCUCAAGAAUCCAGCAGAAGCAUAGAAUCAAAGUACGGAUGGACUUAACUGUGAAUUAAGAGAAAUCCAUCCCAUCCAACCAUCAAGUAACUGUGAUUUCACACUAAACUAAGAACACUGCACAUUAAGAAACGUUGUUGGCAAGUCAACCGGACUUCAUUGUGAUAAACGUGCAUAAGCAUACAACCAGAGCCAGUGCCUCCUAACAGUGAAGACACCCUACAUAUACAUGGCAAAUUGUAUCAUAGACAACGUAGUAGAUUUCAUGGUUUAACUUUGAACAUACAGUCAAUGAGUCAAGCAGAAAAGAAGGGGGACCUUUCUCAGCGAACGGAUAUAUUCUGAAAGGAGGUUGCAUCGGAGCGUAUACAUGUUUGAACGUCAAUAAAAAGUAACAGUACUUUUUAUUUGGAUCUGACCCAUUGUCAGCAUCUUGCUGAAUAUAAAGUUUUGUACAGUUGUUUAAAAAACUUGAUACUAAAUACAGAAUGCCCUUUUUAGGAAUUAUGAUUAAUUGAUCUUCCUUUGAUGCAUCUUGAUUUCCCAAAUCUGUACAAAACAUUAUUUUAUUCUAGUCUUGGGAAGCAAUCAGUCAAAAUGAAUUUUCCAGUCAUUUUUAUAUUCAUUGCAUUUGCCAUGUGUAACGUGUGUAAAUCUGAAGAUGAAUGGAAGACUGUUAUAGAAGGGGCUAGUGUACAUCUUCAUUAUCCAUAUCCUUGUAACAGUAUUAGAGUCAAACUACAAUAUGGAUACAGAGCCCCUUUUUACACAUUGGCAGAUACAGAAUCUAUCGUCUUACCCCCUGCACAGGUAAACAGAUUCACUUUCAGGAAUAAAAGUGAAUCUGAUCAUUGCUCACUACAGGUUAGUAUUAACCAUGUAAAGAGAAUUGAUGCUGGAACAUACAUCUUCUUCGCCUAUAGUGAGGAUGGUAUAUAUGAAAGUUCAUUUAAAAGAAUUGGAUUGAAUGUUGAUUUUCUGCCCGGCAAGGCGUCUUGUACAAUGGGUAAAGAGAACACGGUUGGUAAUUGGGUAGCACUAGAUUGCAUGGCUCCAGUUGGGACUUUAUCAGGUCAAAUUGAUUGCUUUCAGAGUGGGGAGAAAAUGCCCCCAAUUACAGAACCUACUGAAACCCACACACAUUUGAAGCAAACCAUACUUGUUAAGAAAAAGGACCCAGUGUUUUGUUGUACUUCUACAUCGGAGCACACUAAAGAUUUGUGUGAUUGUAAUGAUUGUCAAUUGGACCUAGCCAAUGACCUAAACCUGAACUCGGUCAUAGAUCCAUGUGGUCUAACGACAUUAUCGCAGGAUCAAACAAAGACCAGUGAUAUUGCUUUCACUCCCUCAAAACCAGUAUCUACAACAGCAACAACUAUCAAGAUCAAUUCGAACAGUUCAGUACCAUGGAAAUAUGUGGUUUAUGGCCUUGGUUCUAUUCUCACAUUAGCUGGUUUCGUCAUUAUUUUGAUUGUUUUAAUGCUCAGAUCAAGAAAAAAAAAGCUAAUUUACCUUAGAGCAAAAUUGUUUGAAACUAAACUCAAUCCACGUGUACACAAAGACACGUACCAGCGUUCAAUUACGAUAUAAACAUAAAAAUGAAUCAGCAACUUCUACGUGAACCCUGUGGUUUCUGUAUUGAGCCUAUAUUAGAAUGAGGAGAUUCAGUAGUCAAUGAGUUAUAAAGAACAGGCGCGCCAGAAGCAGUGUGGGUUAGUUUUGUUGUUGUUGUUGGGGGGGGGGACAAACAU
This is a messenger RNA of Strongylocentrotus purpuratus (purple sea urchin), 1864 nucleotides long. RefSeq lists its product as uncharacterized. NCBI's taxonomy places the organism in Eukaryota, Metazoa, Echinodermata, Echinoidea, Camarodonta, Strongylocentrotidae. The transcript has 2 exons. Bases 642 to 1703 code for a protein of 353 amino acids. The record is from RefSeq and is a predicted model, not a curated record.